Molecule: messenger RNA, 1916 nt
Organism: Myotis lucifugus (little brown bat)
Lineage: Eukaryota; Metazoa; Chordata; Mammalia; Chiroptera; Vespertilionidae
Gene: ABCF2
Product: ATP binding cassette subfamily F member 2
Molecular function (GO): ATP hydrolysis activity; ATP binding
Source: RefSeq, a predicted model, not a curated record
GCUCCCUGGAAGAACAGUACCGACCCCUGUGGUUCAUCACCAUGCCCUCCGACCUGGCCAAAAAGAAGGCGGCGAAAAAGAAGGAAGCAGCCAAAGCGCGCAGGCCAGAAAGGGGGCAUGAAGAAAACGAAAAUGCUGCCACAAAACCACAGGGGGCAAAGGAGAGAAACGAGGGGGUCAAUGGCCAGGAGACCACAGAAGUGGAUUUGCUGUCCAAGGAGCUGGAGGACUUUGAGAUGAAGAAAGCUGCUGCUCGAGCUGUCACUGGUGUCCUUGCCUCUCACCCCAACAGUACUGACGUCCACAUUAUCAACCUCUCCCUCACUUUUCAUGGUCAAGAGCUGCUCAGUGACACCAAACUGGAAUUAAACUCAGGCCGUCGUUAUGGUCUCAUUGGCUUAAAUGGAAUUGGCAAGUCCAUGCUGCUCUCUGCCAUUGGGAAACGUGAAGUGCCCAUCCCUGAGCACAUCGACAUCUACCAUCUGACUCGGGAGAUGCCCCCUAGUGACAAGACACCCCUGCAGUGUGUGAUGGAAGUCGAUACAGAGCGGGCCAUGCUGGAGAAGGAGGCUGAGCGGCUGGCUCACGAGGAUGCGGAGUGUGAGAAGCUCAUGGAGCUCUACGAGCGUCUGGAGGAGCUGGAUGCUGACAAGGCAGAGAUGAGAGCCUCGCGGAUCUUGCACGGACUGGGUUUCACACCUGCCAUGCAGCGCAAGAAACUAAAAGACUUCAGUGGAGGCUGGAGGAUGAGGGUUGCCCUCGCCAGAGCCCUCUUCAUUCGGCCCUUCAUGCUGCUCCUGGACGAGCCCACCAACCACCUGGACCUCGAUGCUUGUGUGUGGUUGGAAGAGGAACUAAAGACUUUUAAGCGCAUCCUGGUUCUCGUCUCCCAUUCCCAGGACUUUCUGAAUGGUGUCUGUACCAACAUCAUUCACAUGCACAACAAGAAACUGAAGUAUUAUACGGGUAAUUAUGACCAGUAUGUGAAGACACGGCUGGAGCUGGAGGAGAACCAGAUGAAGAGGUUUCACUGGGAGCAAGAUCAGAUUGCGCACAUGAAGAACUACAUUGCUAGGUUUGGUCAUGGCAGCGCUAAGCUGGCCCGGCAGGCCCAGAGCAAGGAGAAGACGCUACAGAAAAUGAUGGCAUCAGGACUGACAGAGAGGGUCGUGAGCGACAAGACAUUGUCAUUUUAUUUUCCACCAUGUGGCAAGAUCCCUCCACCCGUCAUUAUGGUGCAGAAUGUGAGCUUCAAGUAUACAAAAGAUGGGCCUUGCAUCUACAACAAUCUAGAAUUUGGUAUCGACCUUGACACACGAGUGGCUCUGGUAGGACCCAAUGGAGCAGGGAAGUCAACUCUUCUGAAGCUGCUAACUGGAGAGCUAUUACCCACAGAUGGGAUGAUCCGAAAACACUCUCAUGUCAAGAUAGGGCGAUACCAUCAGCAUUUACAAGAGCAGCUGGACUUGGACCUCUCCCCUUUGGAGUACAUGAUGAAGUGCUAUCCAGAGAUCAAGGAGAAGGAAGAAAUGAGGAAGAUCAUUGGGCGAUAUGGUCUCACUGGGAAACAGCAGGUGAGCCCGAUCCGGAACCUGUCUGAUGGGCAGAAGUGCCGGGUGUGUCUGGCCUGGCUGGCCUGGCAGAACCCCCACAUGCUCUUCUUGGACGAGCCCACCAAUCACCUGGAUAUUGAGACCAUUGAUGCCCUGGCUGAUGCCAUCAAUGAGUUUGAGGGUGGUAUGAUGCUGGUCAGCCAUGAUUUCAGACUUAUUCAGCAGGUAGCACAAGAAAUCUGGGUCUGUGAGAAGCAGACAAUCACCAAAUGGCCUGGAGACAUCCUGGCGUACAAGGAGCACCUCAAGUCCAAGCUGGUGGGCGAAGAGCCCCAGCUUAGCAGGAGGACCCACAAUGUGUGA